AUGGACUAUACUAGAGCAACUGAAGUGGCUAAUGACACUAACUUAGAUGUUGGAACUAACCAACAUAAGCUUGUUUCUCCGCUUGGAGGUCUUACCCGGAUGGAUAACGACCAUUCGAGUUCUCAGGUUGUAAAGGAAACCCUUCAAUCAAAUAUUGAGAUUCCUAAUGAGAACACAGAUGUUUUCAUUAGAACAUUUAAAAAUCGUUUAAGCACCCUAGAGGGCUUAUACGAAAAGACUAUGAUGAAGCAUGACGAAUUUCUUAACUCAAUCGAAGCUGGUGACUAUUUAAGCAAAAUCACUAAGCUGGAAGAGGAAGAAAAAGGUCUUGAGCUGAACAUAGAAAAAUUAAGGACGAAAAUCAUUGAUAGAGAAGGACUGUUAAAUAACAGAACCACUGCUCAUACAAGAACGUCCAUUAAUAAUACUGUAACAAACGGCAGUAACAAGGAAGAAGGUAAUCAACAAACUAACUUGAUGAACAAUGGAUCAUUAAUGUUCAAGACAUUAAAUGGUAAAGAAGUUGUUAUCAAUAAGAAUUACCUUCCACUUAAUAUUGAAUUUAAACUAAUCAAUAUUGAGGACCUUCCGUUGUGGAUCAAGGAAUUCGUUAAAUUCCUAAAUUAUUACAAUUUAGAUAAUUUAAAUGAAUUGCCAGAAUCUACAAUAAUUGACCCUGUAGAAGAUCAAUUCAUAAAGGGUCAACUCAAGGAAAAUAUCAAGUGUGAAGAUAUAUAUGACUUUAUCUUCAUGGAGAAUAGUUCCAUUGAAAUCUUAAACGAAGUUAAGAGAAUUUUCUUAAGAAAACUUAACUUUGCCAAACGCCAAAAAUUAUGGAAACAAGUGUCAAUCACUGAGAAAUCCAAUAAUUUGGCUUUACAACUAAAUUUAUUGAAUAAAUUAGUUGGAAUUGAAGAAUUCAUUGACACCAAUAAGAUGGAAAUCUUCAAUUUGACAAUCAAUAGGAUUAACAAUCAAGUAUUGCAACGAAUUAAUGCAGUACCUAUUGAUCUAUCAAAAAUAACUCCUACUCAAUAUCUAGGAAUUAUUAAAAAACAACGCAGAGGAUGCUUUUGA
Messenger RNA from Tetrapisispora phaffii CBS 4417, 1077 nucleotides. RefSeq lists its product as uncharacterized. Lineage: Eukaryota; Fungi; Ascomycota; Saccharomycetes; Saccharomycetales; Saccharomycetaceae. The coding region runs from base 1 to 1077 and encodes 358 amino acids. The transcript has a single exon. The record is from RefSeq and is a predicted model, not a curated record.